GGCCGACGCUGGCGGACUUGGCCUGGGAGCAGCGAUUUGGUACUUCCAUCCCCUCAAGAACAUAUUCAAAAUGGUACGUCGCGAUACGCGUAUGCGCGCGAGACGCUCGCGGGCCGAUCGAAGGUUGCGCGCGAGUCUGUGGAGAGGGAAGGGUGGCGGAUUUGGUUGGACGAGAGGAGUGCCGUCGUACGAGCGAGCAUAGCUUGGUUUGCGCACCAGUUGUGACGAGGCCUUCGCUCGUUCAGUGAUGGGGAGAGAGACGAUGGAGGACGGCUGGAGGACAGACUGGACGCGCGCGCAACCUCGAAGACCAAAGUGAAACCAAAGUCAAGUUUUGAGUAGUCACUCACAUCCAGGCCGACGCUAAGACCGCCGUCAACCCGAUGAAGGAGCUCCGCAUCGAGAAGCUCGUCAUCAACAUCUCGGUCGGCGAGUCCGGUGACCGUCUCACCCGUGCCGCCAAGGUGCUGGAGCAGCUCACUGGUCAGACCCCUGUGACCUCGAAGGCGCGCUACACCGUCCGCUCGUUCUCCAUCCGUCGUAACGAGAAGAUCGCUGUGCACGUCACCAUCCGUGGCCCCAAGGCCGAGGAGGUCCUUGAGCGCGCCCUCAAGGUCAAGGAGUACGAGCUCCGUCGCCGUAACUUCUCCGAGACCGGCAACUUUGGCUUCGGUAUCGACGAGCACAUCGACCUCGGCAUCAAGUACGACCCCGGAAUCGGUAUCUUCGGCAUGGACUUCUACGUCAUCAUGGGCCGCCCCGGCAUGCGCGUUGCUCGCCGCAAGUCCAAGGGCGGCCGCGUCGGCGCCACCCACAAGGUCAAGCCCGACCAGACCGUCGCCUGGUUCAAGCAGCGCUUCGACGGCAUUGUUGCCCGCUAAGCGUAGCAUGGCAUGGGGAGCGGGAUGUAUCAUUUCAUUGGCCUAUCAUGACGAUCUGUGCGCACGGGGCUGUGGAGGACAGGUGUGAGACGUAGGUGCCGCACGACCAGCCCUGCUGCCCCGUCUGGCCUGCCCUUGUGGCAAUGAUCUCCCUCCCCAGCUGCCUUCGGCUGCUAGCUACUUGUUUGGUGGUAGUGGUUGGAAGUGGCUGGGUGGGGGAGGUUGGCCUGGGGGUGGCUGGGUUAGGUCGGUGGCAGCGGGGAGGGCCAAACGCCUGAUGAGGCCAGCGCCGAGUCGAGGCUGCACACGAGCUGGCGUGCGAGUGCGGAGGGGCGUUUGGCGAGAUUGUCAGAGGAGGCACUAACAAGAUGGACUGACGGGUGCUAUGGUGAGGCUUGGCAGAUCUCCAUCGCUGGAUUUAACCCAGCCGAGCGAUCGAGCGAGCGCCGUAGGUACGGCUGGGGCGCCUAGGCUCCUUGUUC
This is a messenger RNA of Cutaneotrichosporon oleaginosum, 1363 nucleotides long. Its product is annotated as 60S ribosomal protein uL5. Gene Ontology annotation, biological process: translation. Gene Ontology annotation, cellular component: cytosolic large ribosomal subunit; ribosome. The record is from RefSeq and is a predicted model, not a curated record. Gene Ontology annotation, molecular function: structural constituent of ribosome; RNA binding. Lineage: Eukaryota; Fungi; Basidiomycota; Tremellomycetes; Trichosporonales; Trichosporonaceae.